Psylliodes chrysocephalus is the source of this 1977-nucleotide messenger RNA. NCBI's taxonomy places the organism in Eukaryota, Metazoa, Arthropoda, Insecta, Coleoptera, Chrysomelidae. The record is from the annotation of a GenBank genome assembly.
CUUAAAAUUAUUGUAAUUUUAAUUGCAAGCGAUUUAUAUAAAAAACUUAUUAUUAUUAUUUGAUUUAGUCAGUUAGCGGUCAACUUUAUUUUGUUCAAUAUGAUGAUUGAGGUAGUCAAGUUGUUUGUUGUGGUGAUAGUUACGGUUAAGUUCACGGAAGCUUGUAAUGGUUACCACAUUAAGAUUAACCGCAUCGAAACUUGCAUUGAUAAUAGUAUAAUUCAACCAAAAAAUAUCGCCGUUAAUCUUGACAAAGAUUGUAACAUCGUUUAUGGAGGAUGUCUGGAGUUUACAAAACCUGUAAAAACUAUGAUGGCAACAUAUGAAAUUAGUAAAGCACCAUUGCCACUAAUAACUGGUGACCUUGACAUGUGUCAAUUAGCAGGUACUAUAAAAAUGCCUCAGCUACUUCAAAUUGUAAACGGAUUUGGAUUUCCCAAAAAGUGUCCCAUAGCAGCGAAAAAAUUCUGCGCCACCGGAAAUAAAAGUAUAAGCAUUGCAAAAUUUAAAAAUCAACUCAGUAUGGCAGCAGGAUUAACCGAGUUGAAAUUGAACAUCGAUCACGAUAAUGGAAAAUCGUGUGUAGCAGUGAGUUUAACAGUUUCAAAAAGAUAGUAAAACUUGUGAAAUAAUGAUUCGAGGUCUAAAAUAAAAUAAUUUUAUAUGUUGGAUGUUUUAUUUAAUUUUUUAUUUGUCUAAACAUUGUUUAAACAAAUCUGUCACAAAUUGUACAAUAUAAAUCACAGUGGUAAAAGAACCUAACAACUAGGUAUGAUGUAAAACUAUUCUAUGUUAGCACAGCCUUAUUGACAGUUUGUAGAAUAAAUCCGUAGUUAAAAAUCAAUCAAUAAUUAAGAUGUGUUUGCGAAAAUUAUUCGAUUUUUAUAAAAAUACUAAUUUAUAUUUUUGAUCGUCACUUUGUAAUAAAAUUAAAGGCUAAUAAAGGUCCUUAUUUCUUAAAAUAUUUACAAAAUUAAAAUUAGAACGAUAAACAACUUUAAUUUAAUAAAGAAGUUCCGAUGAUAUGUGGUACUCUGUAUGUUUAUAAUGAGCUUGGAAAUGUCAUUUAGAUUGUUUUUUUUUUAUAGAAAGAGGCGUCAUCUAACUUUAAUUUAGUUGGAUUAUCUAGCAUUUAACACAUUCAUUGCUGGCGCGUUUUUUAUUGCAAUUUACUCGGGUUCCGAGGCUAGUUUCAUAUAAGUUCAAAGUUUUCAUUUUUUGGGCCAUGAUGCGCAAGAAAUGAAUUUCCACGGAAGAGAUUUUCAAAUAUUCAUCACCUCUACAAUGAAAAUCUCGAAAAAACUCGAAAAUCUGUCUCAGUUAGUAAUUGUUCCGAAAUAUUUCUCGAUCAUAUUGACCGAGACGGCGCGCCGCGGCAGUUAACGUGUUAAUCCUAUAAGUUCGAUAAUACUAAUCGUAUCGACUUGAAAUUAAUCCCAUUGUCCUUGUAAAAUUAAGUUGCAAUUAUUGUUGAUAAAAAAGUAAUAUACUUUUGUUCAAUUUUCCAAGCCCAUUAUACUAUUAUUUAAUAUCUUCAAUAUUUGAGACAUUUUCACCAUUAAAUUGGUGAAAAAUCAAAAUUUGCUAAAAUUAUUCCUAAUCUUUGUUUUCAACCUCACUUAUUCUAUUUAAAUUCAUAUUUGUUUCUGCUACAACAGAUUUGUUGUUGUCAUUUAUAUUAAUAGUGCUAGUUUUAAUUUCAAUUUCAUCGCUUUUGAGAGAAUGAACGCUUAAAUACUUUUGCGAUUCAAUAUAUGAAGGUGGAUCAAUGUUAUCUAUAGUGCCAUUUGCUGUCUCUGCCUCGUCAUUUUUCUGCACUUUAUUAUAGCUUUCUAAGUUUUGAAGAUUACUGGAAACACUGGAUGAGAGUUCUUCGUUGGUAAUUUUUACAGAGUUUACAGCUGUCACUUGGUUGCCAGUUAAAAUUUCUUUUGAAGAUGUCUUAGUUAUAUUUGAAACCUAAAAAUAAAUUAAAUU